Empidonax traillii (willow flycatcher) is the source of this 585-nucleotide messenger RNA. RefSeq names its product mitotic-spindle organizing protein 2B-like. The record is from RefSeq and is a predicted model, not a curated record. Gene Ontology annotation, cellular component: spindle; centrosome. Lineage: Eukaryota; Metazoa; Chordata; Aves; Passeriformes; Tyrannidae. The transcript is spliced from 3 exons. The coding region runs from base 40 to 465 and encodes 141 amino acids.
GAGGGGCGUGCCCCCGCUACGGCGAAGGUGGUGGCGGUCAUGGCGGCUGUGUCGGUGUCGGAGGCGCGGCUGCGGCGCAAGCAGCUCCUCAACGCGGAGGAGGCGGAGCUGUUCGAGCUGGCGCAGGCGGCGGGCAGCGGGCUGGACUCCGAGGUGUUCCGGGUGCUGCUGGACCUGCUGCGCAUGAACGUGGCGCCGCUCGCCGUGUUCCAGGUGCUGAAGUCGAUGUGCGCCGGGCAACGGCUGCCGCCGGGGCCCGAGGGCGGCCCCGCCGCCACAGCACCGCUGCCCGCGGACACCCGAGGGAGAAAUAAAACCAGCUCUGCCGUCAGUGGGACCCAGGUUCUGGCUGAAAGGAGCAGCAGAGAAGGAUCUGCCCAGAGGAUGCCUCGACAGCCGAGUGCGAGCCGGAUGCAGAAGGCAGGAGCCUCUGGGAAGAACACGGGGGGAGGCAACAGUACCUAAAUAAUAAAUAAGGCCUCGGGACUCGAUGGAUUUUAAUACUUAACAAUGUAUAUAAACUAUGUUUGUUAAAGCUGCUUGUGUUGUGUAUAUUAACCAACAAACAUGAUUUGUAAUAGAGGA